Molecule: messenger RNA, 909 nt
Organism: Puccinia graminis f. sp. tritici CRL 75-36-700-3
Lineage: Eukaryota; Fungi; Basidiomycota; Pucciniomycetes; Pucciniales; Pucciniaceae
Exons: 3
Coding region: 1-909 (302 amino acids)
Biological process (GO): regulation of transcription by RNA polymerase II
Cellular component (GO): mediator complex; core mediator complex
Molecular function (GO): transcription coregulator activity
Source: RefSeq, a predicted model, not a curated record
AUGGAAUCCAACGAAGUCAACUCAUCAUUCUUCCCGCCCCCACCCCCGAGACACAAGCUAUUCACCAACAAGAACCUGAGCUUAGCCAAACGACUGAGAGCCGAGGCCGACGACUAUCAAGAGAUCUCGGACGAACACCCCUUCGAUCGCUCGAAACAGCAAGAGAUCGUGGGCGAAGAACUGAAUGAGGUCGAUCUACGCACACUCAUCCAACCCCCAUUGCUGGAUUGGAUCCGACAGAAUAACGGCUGGAAUGCGUUCGGCGAUCAUGAGCCCUGGCCGGACUGCUCGAGCGGAAGAGCCAGCUUGGAAGGCAUGCCGAAACUGUACGACCCUAAGAUGGAACGAAAGGAUGCUUUACAGGCACUCUUGAACACAUUGAUCCAUGGAUAUCUGGAACUCUUGCAAGUCUUGACCAACGAAGGCCCUACCUCACUCUCAACUAGUACUACUGCUACUAACACCACCACUGGAGGAACAGCUGGGACUGCACCAACGAGCUCCAAGACCGACCAGAUCGUCUCUCACAUCGAACUCACCGCCUUCAAUAUCCAUGGGCUGUGUAACGAACUCCGGCCCCGUCAGGCCCGCGAAACCCUUAAACUGAUGGUCGCUCAACAGGCAUCCGAGAAGCGUCAGAAGGCUAUCCUCGUCUCUCAGACUUGUGAGGAGCUGCGCAAACAACUCGUCCAGAUCAAAAACGAGCAUCCUUCCUCAUCGCCGGCCGAUUCGCGCGCAAAUCCCGCGCUUCCAUCAAAGCCUCGGUCUCCAAAACAGCCGACUCCUAUCCAAGACCAAGCUCUUCGAUCGCAGGGUGCGACGACGCCAAGGUCGGCCGGAUACGACUUCGAUCUGCUCGCCUCGCGCCUCCAUAAUCCGCUCCUUCCUCCCUCCUCCUCCUUCUCUUGA